This is a messenger RNA of Leptonychotes weddellii (Weddell seal), 2278 nucleotides long. NCBI's taxonomy places the organism in Eukaryota, Metazoa, Chordata, Mammalia, Carnivora, Phocidae. The record is from RefSeq and is a predicted model, not a curated record.
AUGACCACCUUUGAAAAUGUCACCCGGGCCCUGGCCAGACAGCUAAACCCUAGAGGGGACCUGACACCCCUUGACAGCCUCAUAGACUUCAAGCGCUUCCAUCCCUUCUGCCUGGUGCUGAGGAAGAGGAAGAGCACACUCUUCUGGGGUGCCCGCUAUGUCCGCACUGACUACACCCUCCUGGAUGUGCUUGAAGCCGGCAGCUCGCCUUCAGAUCCAACAGACUCUGGGAACUUUAGCUUUAAGAAUAUGCUGGAUGCCCGAGUGGAGGGAGAGGUGGAUGUGCCAAAGACAGUCAAGGUCACGGGGACUGCCGGGCUGUCCAGGAGCAGUACCCUGGAGGUCCAGACACUCAGUGUGGCCCCUAAGGCUCUGGAGACCUUGCACCAGGAGAGUUAUCAUUAUUAUGUCAAGGGGACCCAGACACUCUAUGCUAAGUGUACAAAGAGUGGUGGGAGAAUAGGAAGAGUUAGAAGUAACAUUUUUUUUCUUCUGUGGUCCUCCACAGACAUCAAGGAGCACGUGAAACAGCUGGAGAAGGCAGUUUUGGGCAAGGAGCCUCGAUUCGUGCUGAGGGCCCUGCGGAUGCUACCUUCCACAUCACGCCGCCUCAACCACUACGUUCUGUAUAAGGCUGUGCAUGGCUUCUUCACCUCAAAUAAUGCCACUCGAGACUUCUUGCUGCCCUUCCUGGAAGAGCCCAUGGACACCGAAGCUGAUUUACAGUUCCGUCCCCGAACAGGAAAAGCUGCGUCAACCCCCCUCCUGCCUGAAGUGGAAGCCUACCUACAGCUCCUCAUGGUCAUCUUCCUGAUGAACAGCAAGCGUUACAAAGAGGCACAGAGGAUCUCUGACGAUCUGAUGCAGAAGAUCAGCACUCAGAACCGCCGGGCCCUGGACCUCGUGGCCGCAAAGUGUUACUAUUAUCACGCCCGGGUCUAUGAGUUUCUGGACAAGCUGGAUGUGGUGCGCAGCUUCUUGCACGCUCGGCUCCGGACGGCCACGCUCCGGCACGACGCAGACGGCCAGGCCACUCUGCUCAACCUCCUGCUGCGGAACUACCUACACUACAGCCUGUAUGACCAGGCCGAGAAGCUGGUGUCCAAGUCCGUGUUCCCCGAGCAGGCCAACAACAACGAGUGGGCCAGGUACCUCUACUACACAGGGCGAAUCAAAGCCAUUCAGCUGGAGUACUCAGAGGCCCGGAGGACGAUGACCAAUGCCCUUCGCAAGGCCCCGCAGCACACAGCUGUCGGCUUCAAACAGACGGUGCACAAGCUUCUGAUUGUGGUGGAGCUGCUGCUCGGGGAGAUCCCGGACCGGCUACAGUUCCGUCAGCCAUCCCUCAAGCGCUCGCUCAUGCCCUACUUCCUCCUGACUCAAGCUGUCAGGACCGGAAACCUAGCCAAGUUCAACCAGGUCCUGGACCAGUUUGGGGAGAAGUUUCAAGCAGAUGGGACCUAUACCCUAAUCAUCCGACUGCGGCACAACGUCAUUAAGACAGGUGUGCGCAUGAUCAGCCUCUCGUAUUCCCGAAUCUCCCUGGCUGACAUUGCACAGAAGCUGCAGCUGGAUAGCCCAGAGGACGCGGAGUUCAUUGUUGCCAAGGCCAUCCGGGAUGGCGUCAUUGAGGCCAGCAUCAACCACGAGAAGGGCUACGUCCAGUCCAAGGAGAUGAUUGAUAUCUAUUCUACCCGUGAGCCCCAGCUGGCCUUCCACCAGCGGAUCUCCUUCUGCCUCGAUAUCCACAACAUGUCCGUCAAGGCCAUGAGGUUUCCUCCCAAAUCGUACAACAAGGACUUGGAGUCUGCAGAGGAACGGCGUGAGCGAGAACAGCAAGACUUGGAGUUUGCCAAGGAGAUGGCAGAAGAUGAUGAUGACAGCUUUCCUUGAGCUGGGGGGCUGGGGAGGGGUGGGGUGAGUGGGGACUGGCUCAUUAUCUUUCCCCCUUGGGGUCCCCUGCCCAGGGAACUGGCCCCUUUCCUCUACAUGCCUCACAGACUGCGUAUGUGCAGGGGGUGAGGGGCGCAGGGAGCCAGCCACCCCCACCUCACCCCAGGACCCCUCCCCAGCCAGUGACAUAGCGCACGGUGGGCAGGAGGGUGGGCAGGCGGCCUCCCCAGGGCAGGGUCCUGGCUAGUGGUGUGGGCAGCAGGAUGGGAGGGAAUAGCCCCGUGCUCUCCAGGGAGUUGGGGACUGGAAUUGGGGCACGUGUUGGGUUGUAUGUUUUUUGAAGCUUCAAUUAUGAUUUUUAAACAAUAAAAAGUUCUCCAAAGUU